This is a messenger RNA of Doryrhamphus excisus (bluestripe pipefish), 6435 nucleotides long. It is a transcript of the gene gpr156, whose product is annotated as G protein-coupled receptor 156. The record is from RefSeq and is a predicted model, not a curated record. Lineage: Eukaryota; Metazoa; Chordata; Actinopteri; Syngnathiformes; Syngnathidae. Gene Ontology annotation, cellular component: membrane; G protein-coupled receptor heterodimeric complex. Gene Ontology annotation, biological process: gamma-aminobutyric acid signaling pathway; G protein-coupled receptor signaling pathway. Gene Ontology annotation, molecular function: G protein-coupled GABA receptor activity.
GUGCUUCUGUGGUGAGCUUCUCCUGAUAGGAGCCGGCGUGUGGUUCUUCUUAUGGAAACGUGUGAGGAGCCGACGUUGGAGCUGACGUUCCAGAUGACAAGUCCUCAUCUGCUCAAGAUGGAAGCAGACGUGGGAAUCAUCCUGAGGGUGUGUGCCUGAAAGUGGACCGACGAGGCCAACCAUGAUGGAGCCUGAGUGGAACUGCAGCUUCCACUGUGAGUCGGCGCACUGCCUCAUCCACUCGGGCCUCAGCAGGCAGGAGAGCGUGGACGUGAUGGACAGACUGUGCGUUCUCAGUCAGAUGACCGUGGAUCCGCCGAGGCGAUCCCUCUCGCCCGUGCUGAGCGCCGUGGUGUGGACGCUGCUCUCCUGCGGCAUCCUGCUGGCCUUCUGCUUCCUGUUCUUCACCCUGCGCUUCAAGAACAACAGGAUCGUGAAGAUGUCCAGCCCCAACCUGAACGUCCUGAGUCUGUUCGGAAGCGUCCUGACCUACAGCAGCGGUUUCCUGUUCGCCGUGGACGGGCGACCGCACCCUCAGAUGGAAGCGUCAACGGCGGUCCUACACGCUCGGGUUUGGACCCUGUGUCUCGGCAGCACCAUGGUCUUCGGGCCUAUUUUGGGGAAGACAUGGAGGCUCUACAGGGUGUUCACCCAGAGGGUUCCUGACAAGAGAGUGAUCAUCCGGGACAUUCAGCUGAUGGCCAUGGUUGCUCUUCUGAUCCUGGUGGACUUGCUGGUUCUUACUGCCUGGAACCUCACUGAUCCCAUCCUGUGCUCUCGAUCCGUGGGCGCCGUGGUUAAGAUGGUGGAGAAAGACAUCUUCUACUCUUUGUCUCACCUUGAGUCCUGCUCGUCUGCGUACUCGCAUCUGUGGGUUACCAUCAUAGCUGUUAAAAAGGGUUGUCUCCUUCUCUACGGGACAUAUCUAGCCGGCCUGACCAGCAACGUCAGCCACCCGCCAGUCAACCAGUCUCCCACCAUCCUGACGGCCGUGACUUUGGUGACGCUGUGUUCCACCGUGGUGGUCCCCGUGUCCAUCUUCAUGCAGGCUUGGCCCAACUUGGUCUACAGCACCGUGGCUGGAGCCAUCUUCAUCUGCACGCUGGCGACGGACUGCAUGCUGUUUGUACCUCAGCUGACCGAGUGGCGAAACUUUGAAGAGGACCACAACAACCCGGGUCACAUGGCCAAGUAUUUCAGCAGUCCCAGUAAGAGCCAGGCGUCGGUCUACAGCCAGGACGACAUCUACUUCCUGUUGGGGGAGAACAACUCCAUGAAGAAACUGCUCAACGAGAAGAAUGCCGUGAUUGACAGCUUGCAGGAGCAGGUCACCAACGCCAAAGAUAAGCUUCUACGUCUGGUGUCAGCCAGCCAGCUGUCGGAGAAGCAGGAGGACGUGGACUCCACCAACCUCCACUCCUCCUCCACUCAGACUACGGAACCUCAGUCCCGGAACUUUGCGACUUCUCUACCUCCGAGAGAUCUCAAUUCCAGACUCUCGCCGCCGCCGCCGCCUGUUUUACCUCAUUCCAUGGCUGCUGAUGGUCCAGGAUCUUCUGAGAUUGCACCUUCACCAGACUCCAUGACUCCCAGUGCCGCCAUCUCAGAUGCGUCGGAUCCAGAUCCAUGUAAGCCCGCUGCAGAAGAUGCAGUUCUCCGGUCGCCAGGCCUACUCAGGACAGCAGAGGAGACGGCUCACUUUGUCACUUCUGUUCAAUCCCGUGGACUGUUGAACCCUUCUGAGUUUGAAACCUUCAGCAACUGUCCAAGCUCCCCCUCGGGACCAAACGCCAGACCCAAUGGUUUUGUUAGUAGCGAGAAGUUGCAGGAGAUCCUCCAAGAACUGAGUGUGGACACGGUCUUGGCCAGGAGGCCUUCUCAUGUUAAAUUCACAGAGGACUCCUCGCUCUCCCCCAUCUCCCUACGGACACCCCGCUCCCCGAACCCCCCUUUGGUGUUCCGCUACCCCAGCAUCUCCCCCUACGCCAUGAGGAAACGUAGACCACCUUUCCAUUCUCACAGACCAGGUGUGGCUCCACCUUGUUUCUACGGCAACGCUGCCGACUGCAGGCGGGUGAAGGACAGCUGUGGGGUCCGGAAGCAGACCAAGCGCCCUGAAGGGGUCCCACUCAAUGGGGGCGUCACAACGGACGGUACGCUCCUCCAGGUUCCCCCCCAGACGCAGGAGCAGGGUGAAGAAGGCGUGGCUUCAGAACAUGCCUGUGGUGUGGACGUGGGCGGCGACGGUCGCGAGGCGGACCCUUGCCGGUACUGGGAGUCGGACUCCAGCAGCUCAACGGACUACGGUUUCUACCAUCGACCCUACUGCGACUCCUGCUUGCAGCGGGGCUCGCUCCUGACCUCGGACUCGUCCUCGGACUCCUCGGACAGCGAGUAUGAAGACUACGGACUUUAUCGUUCGCCACAUCCUGUCGUGUUCAAGGAAGACCUCAAACCAACGCUUGUCUAAACAGACUUUAGCUCCGAUUAGCCCGCAGGAUAACUUCAGUAUCGAUCUAUCGAUGAAGCUCAUCUCCAUGGAAUUUAGUGGAAUUCAUUUGACAUGUUUGAGUUCAAUGGAAUGAUCUUUCAGGAUGCAAACAGGAUCUCCAAUCCGGGAAUAAAUCCCUCGUAUUUUAUUAUCUCAUCUCAAGGAACAAUAUCGUACAAAUAAAACUUGGAUGUAACCUACAGUAGUUGGUGUACAGCUUAGAAGAUAGUCAAGUAAUUCCUAUUUUAUCACCGUUUCAUUGCUUCCACACCCAACUGGUAUAACGGAAUUCCUACAAAAUAAGAGUCUUUAUUUAUAAAUGGAAUAUUUUCCCACUUGGAGCAUAGAAAACCUGUUUACAAUCUCUUAAAUAUGUUUUUUAAACAUUAUUAGAGCCCUCUAAACAUGAAAUAACACCCCUAUAGUCACCUUUACACUCAUAUUACCCAACCCAAUAAGAGUCUUUAUUUAUAAAUGGAAUAUUUUCCCACUUGGAGCAUAGAAAACCUGUUUACAGUCUCUUAAAUAUGUUUUUAACCUUAAUAAGAGCCAUCUAAACAUGACAUAACAACCCUACAGUCACCUUUUCACUAAUAUAACCCAACCCAAUAAGAGUCUUUAUUUAUAAAUGGAAUAUUUUCACACUUAGAGCAUAGAAAACCGGUUUACAAUCUCUUAAAUAUGUUUUUAAACAUUAUUAGAGCCCUCUAAACAUGAAAUAACACCCCUAUAGUCACCUUUACACUCAUAUUAACCAACCCAAUAAGAGUCUUAAGAGUCUUUAUUUAUACACAAAUGGAAUAUUUUCACACUAAGAGCAUAGAGAUCCUGUUUACAGUCUCUUAAAUAUGUUUUUAACCUUAAUAAGAGCCCUCUAAACAUGACAUAACAACCCUACAGUCACCUUUUCACUCAUAUUAUCCAACCCAAUAAGAGUCUUUAUUUAUAAAUGGAAUAUUUUCACACUUAGAGCAUAGAAAACCUGUUUACAAUCUCUUAAAUAUGUUUUUAAACAUUAUUAGAGCCCUCUAAACAUGAAAUAACAACCCUACAGUCACCUUUUCACUCAUAUUACCCAACCCAAUAAGAGUCUUUAUUUAUAAAUGGAAUAUUUUCACACUUAGAGCAUAGAAAACCUGUUUACAAUCUCUUAAAUAUGUUUUUAAACAUUAUUAGAGCCCUCUAAACAUGAAAUAACACCCCUAUAGUCACCUUUACACUCAUAUUACCCAACCCAAUAAGAGUCUUUAUUUAUAAAUGGAAUAUUUUCCCACUUGGAGCAUAGAAAACCUGUUUACAAUCUCUUAAAUAUGUUUUUUAAACAUUAUUAGAGCCCUCUAAACAUGAAAUAACACCCCUAUAGUCACCUUUACACUCAUAUUAACCAACCCAAUAAGAGUCUUAAGAGUCUUUAUUUAUACAUACAGUAAAUGGAAUAUUUUCACACUUAGAGCAUAGAGAUCCUGUUUACAGUCUCUUAAAUAUGUUUUUAACCUUAAUAAGAGCCCUCUAAACAUGACAUAACAACCCUACAGUCACCUUUUCACUCAUAUUACCCAACCCAUUAAGAGUCUUUAUUUAUAAAUGGAAUAUUUUCACACUUAGAGCAUAGAAAACCUGUUUACAAUCUCUUAAAUAUGUUUUUUAAACAUUAUUAGAGCCCUCUAAACAUGAAAUAACACCCCUAUAGUCACCUUUACACUCAUAUUAUCCAACCCAAUAAGAGUCUUAAGAGUCUUUAUUCAUACAUAAAUGGAAUAUUUUCACACUUAGAGCAUAGAGAUCCUGUUUACAGUCUCUUAAAUAUGUUUUUAACCUUAAUAAGAGCCCUCUAAACAUGACAUAACAACCCUACAGUCACCUUUUCACUCAUAUUACCCAACCCAAUAAGAGUCUUUAUUUAUAAAUGGAAUAUUUUCACACUUAGAGCAUAGAAAACCGGUUUACAAUCUCUUAAAUAUGUUUUUAAACAUUAUUAGAGCCCUCUAAACAUGAAAUAACACCCCUAUAGUCACCCUUAACACUCAUAUUAUCCAACCCAAUAAGAGUCUUUAUUUAUAAAUGGAAUAUUUUCACACUUAGAGCAUAGAAAACCGGUUUACAAUCUCUUAAAUAUGUUUUUAAACAUUAUUAGAGCCCUCUAAACAUGAAAUAACACCCCUAUAGUCACCUUUACACUCAUAUUAUCCAACCCAAUAAGAGUCUUUAUUUAUAAAUGGAAUAAUUUUCACACUUAGAGCAUAGAAAAACUGUUUACAAUCUCUUAAAUAUGUUUUUAAACAUUAUUAGAGCCCUCUAAACAUGAAAUAACACCCCUAUAGUCUACCACCGCCAUGCUGGAUUGGAGGCAAGACUCAAUUAUCCCGUGUUGGCGGCUAUUUACACCAUAAUGACUAAAUCUGUACUGCUCUACUCUACAAGCUGUACACCGACUACUCUAAAGUAGUAUCCAAGUUUCAUUUCCAUAAUAUUGGCCCUUAAAAUGUCCUGUAAUAAAAAUACAAACUUUUGCGAGAUACCGUACAUAUAUAUGGAAAUCUGUGUUUAUGUAUUUUACACAUUAAACUUAACCGCUGCGGACCUCCAGGUCAUGAGACACUUUAUUAGGUACACUUGCGUCAUCGAGUGAUGAGCUGUAGCCAUAAACAGAGAUAAUAAUGCAUUAUUAUUACCAUACAGCUCUUAUACCGUACUUUAUAUUCAUGAUAUGGCAGGUGGGUGUAUUUUGCACAUUUACGUCAUGUAUUUUUUUUUUUAAUUGACCGAUGAAACUGUGUAAAUAUACACCAGUUAGCGUGGACGACCAAGCAUCCAGCAUCGUCUGACUUCGAUAUUUAUUAUGUUAUUUAUUUGGCCGUGUUUUACUUUUUAAAUGUUGCUGUGCUUCAGUGAAAAUGUUGUUUUACUAACGAGAGUGUUUCUAUGUGUCAGUGCUUCAAGCCCAUAAUGUCAAAUUGUUCUGUCCUUCCUGCAUGUUGGCCCCCGCUGGCCCUCAAACCCUCGUCUCUUCUUACGUAAUGUAGAUUUUUUUUUCUAACUGAUUGCAUGAAGACGUAAACACAAAGUAUAGACGCUUAAUUCACGCCACUGACUGACUUAUGCCGCAGGGCAGAAACCAGACAGAAUUUUGAUGAAUUUUAAUUUCUAUUUGAUUAAAACUUAAUCAGACACUAAUUGCUCUGACGGUGAGGGCUCUUAAGAAAUACAAUACGGAACACAGACAUCAUUUCCACGCUAAUUUCCCUUUUCAACACAGCACUUUCAGCUUAUUUUGUUAUCUUUCCUUGUAUUAUUUUUGCUCUGCUGCCUUAUUUCUGGGACACUCUUCAUUCAGCAUAUUCAAGCACUGAAGGGCAGACUGGGAGGAGGAAUUCUCUUUGUAGACUACAACACAAGGCCAUACAAACCACACAAAAGACUCUGCCAGCUUUAGUGUGUGUGUGUGUGUGUGUGUGUGUGUGUGUGUGUGUGUGUGGGAGGGAACGUCUUCCCGACGAACUAAGAUUAGGCUGUUACACUCCGAUAUGACCGACACCGGGGCGUUAUUGAGAAAGAAUCACCAAAUAGAAACACAUUUGCAGCUCUUAUUAAGACACCCCAGUCACAAAUUACCUUUUAAAAACAUUUUUUUUACAUUAAUAGAGCCCUCUCGACAUGAAAUAACAUCCCUAUAAUCCAUUUCACUCAUAUAACCCAAAAUAGUAGACAUCAUAGGAUUAAAUAAGUCAUUAAAGACAUAGAUAAGACUCAUGCUGGUGUGUGUUGCUGUAAAUGUGUUCCCCGGGGGAAGUAGCGUGAGUGGACAGGAAGUGACAUUGGGUGUUCAGAGUUGAGUUUCAGGGUUAUAUUUCAUCUUGCUGUGGAUCGCUGCUGCAACAGCAGCUCACAAUUAUUUUUUUAGGGAUUAUUGUGACUGUUCAAACCUGCAAUAAAAGCCUGUUGUU